UCCAACGCCGAGGUCAUGUCCAUGGACCUGUCGCCCAAGAAGCCCGCCAAGGCCUACGCCAGCGACGGCGGCGCCUACUACGACUGGUCGCCGGCCGACCUGCCCAUGCUCGGCGCGGCCUCCAUUGGCGCCGCCAAGCUGCACCUCUCCGCCGGCGGCCUCGCGCUCCCCAGCUACUCCGACUCGGCCAAGAUCGCCUACGUGCUCCAGGGCGCCGGCGCCUGCGGCCUCGUCCUCCCCGAGGCGGCCAAGGAAAAGGUGAUCCCCGUCAAGGAGGGCGACACCCUGGCGCUCCCCUUCGGCGCCGUCACCUGGUGGCACAACGCCGAGGGCGCCUCCGCGGAGCUGGUCGUGCUCUUCCUCGGCGACACCUCCACGGGCCACGUCCCCGGCCGCUUCACCAACUUCCAGCUCACCGGCGCCGCCGGCAUCUUCACGGGCUUCUCCACCGAGUUCGUCGCGCGCGCCUGGGACCUCGACCACGACGCCGCCGCCAAGAUCGUCUCCACCCAGCCUGGCUCAGGCAUCGUCAAGAUCGCCGCGGGGCACCGGAUGCCGGAGCCUCGCGCAGAGGACCGCCAGGGCGUGGUGCUCAACUGCCUCGAGGCGCCGCUCGACGUGGACAUCCCGGGCGGCGGCCGCGUCGUGGUGCUCAACACGGCCAACCUGCCGCCGGUGAAGGACGUUGGUCUGGGCUCUGACCUGGUGAGGAUCGACGGCAAGUCCAUGUGCUCGCCGGGAUUCUCCUGCGACUCCGCCUACCAGGUCACCUACAUAGUGCGCGGCGGCGGCCGCGUCCAGGUCGUUGGCAUCGACGGCACCCGUGUGCUGGAGACCCGCGCCGAGGCGGGCUGCCUCUUCAUCGUGCCCAGGUUCUUCGUCGUCUCCAAGAUCGCCGACGACACCGGCAUGGAGUGGUUCUCCAUCAUCACCACCCCAAACCCGAUCUUUAGCCACUUGGCUGGUAGGACGUCAGUUUGUAAGGCGAUAUCGCCGGAGGUGCUAGAGACGGCCUUCAACACCACUCCAGAGAUGGAAAAGAUGUUCCGCUCCAAGAGGCUUGACUCUGAGAUCUUCUUUGCUCCCAACUAGAUCAUCCACGCAUCUGUCCAUCUUUUGCUUGGCAACACCUUAGAUUCGAUUUCGAUUAGGGUCACCAAGAGUUAGUUAAAUUGAAGUUUGUCGCGUUUGAUGGAUUAUGUAAUAAUAAGCCUGAGAUGGAUUUGUCAUGAUGGUUAGCUUUUAUCAAACUCUUUGAGAUCAGUUAAUGUUCGAUCUAUGCAAGUGGUGUAUCGAUAUAUUAUUGCAGUGGGUAAUUUGUCACUGUUGUGUGCGCAUGUGCACGCACCCCCUGCUGGUUAGGUUUUCUCAAGCUCUUUGAGAUCAGUUAAUGUUCGAUCAAUGCAAUUGGUCUAUUGGUA
This is a messenger RNA of Triticum aestivum (bread wheat), 1421 nucleotides long. RefSeq names its product 11S globulin seed storage protein 2. Gene Ontology annotation, molecular function: nutrient reservoir activity. NCBI's taxonomy places the organism in Eukaryota, Viridiplantae, Streptophyta, Magnoliopsida, Poales, Poaceae. The record is from RefSeq and is a predicted model, not a curated record.